Molecule: messenger RNA, 2798 nt
Organism: Syngnathoides biaculeatus (alligator pipefish)
Lineage: Eukaryota; Metazoa; Chordata; Actinopteri; Syngnathiformes; Syngnathidae
Gene: ankrd33ba
Product: ankyrin repeat domain 33ba
Exons: 8
Coding region: 479-2038 (519 amino acids)
Molecular function (GO): protein binding
Source: RefSeq, a predicted model, not a curated record
CUGCCGCUCCAAACUGGGCUGGGUGGGUGUCCGCGGUUGCGCUGAUUGGAAAGUGCACACCUGCGCCUCAUGCAGCCUGAUUAUGCUAUGGAUUUAUAUGACCGCGAUGACAACUGGCCGGCGGCAGUUCGUAUGAUCUUCAUGUCCCAUUCGUGUGCUCCGGUAUCACUGAUUGAACCUGUGUGUACCGACCUUCGUCCGUUCUUCGACCAACCUUUAUCCGACCUCAACCUCCCUCAAUCUGGUUCAGCGAAGCUUGCUGCCCAUGAGGCUCUCAAUGAACGCAUUCGGAUACUUGCAAGACGGCGCUCACUCAGUGUUGCGUUCAUGGGCACUAACUCUUAAUAUUGAUGGACGCACUACGAACUCACCCGAGCAACGUAACGUGAGUUUUGGGGCUGAAAAAAGUUAGACUGGAAAGAAUCCCGGAAGGGACCGCUAGUCCUAUGUCAGGCAGCGCUCGCUCGCUCGCGCUUCGAUGGUGCUGAUCACGGACGACAGGGACGGAGGAGUCGCAGCGUCGCUCCGGGUCAAGCAGCACAAAGCCGGCACGGGCGUCACGCAAGUCCACCCGACCGCAUCUGAGGAGGAAGACUACGUCGGCUCAUGUGAGGAGACAGAAGAGAGCGACGAGGACGACGAAGAGGAUUUCCAAGAAGUUGACUUCGAGGACUUGAACGACACAAGGAGCAUCGCGUCGGACGACUCCUUCUAUCCGCCCGGUGAUGCGUUCGCGGACUACGAGCGCUCUCCGUCCCCGCAGAGCCCGGAACCCGUGUCUUUUUUCCGGGCGUGCUGCGCCAAUAACGCCGCUGUAGUCCGGAUCAUGAUUCGGCAUGGGCUAACGGAGAACGAGGUCCAGGAGAGGGACCGCAACAACAGGACUGGGCUGCUGGUUGCUUGUUACCAAGGUUAUGUUGACGUUGUCAUAGCGCUGUCUCAGUGUCCGUAUCUGGAUGCUAACUGGCAGGACAGUGAGGGGAACACAGCCCUCAUUACUGCGGCACAGGCAGGUCACAUUACAAUCACCAACUACCUGCUCAACUACUACUCAGGAUUGGACAUCGAAAGGAGAAAUUGUCAUGGCUUCACUGCUCUCAUGAAGGCUGCCAUGCAGGGCCGCGUCGAAUGUGUGCGCUCGCUCAUGAUGGCGGGAGCGACUCUAAAUGCACGAGAUUGUGGCCGCCAAAUGACCGCCAGGGAGUGGGCCUUGUUCACUGGGCGCUACGAAACUGCCUGGGUGAUGGCCCGACUAAUGGAACGCUCGACUCCGAAACAAAUCUGUGAUGGAUACAGUCUAGAAUGGCCUCCGCUAGCAUCCAUGGUGGCCAAAUCCAAAGAGCCACGGAGCUGUCUGAAGCGCUUGACUGACACAAUGCGCGACAUCUUCAACAUUGCCAAUGUCACCAACCCCGAAGACACCGGCGUCAUCGACCACCUGGUGUCUGUGACGACAGCCAUCAGGAGCCCAUUCAUUGCUGUGACCUGUCAUACGGUGUGCCCUAACAGCCCCCCAAGUGUGGGCAAACGCCGCUACGCAGUUCCCGAAAUCCUCCACCAUCAGCGUGCCAAAGAAAUCACCGCCAUCAAUCUGGACAGUGUGGACACCAACCUUAAGCUAUUCCAGAACUCGCAGGUCACUCUGGUGCCCAAACCCUCACCCGACCGGCGGGCCAGCCUUCAAACACACAGAAUGGCGCCCCGAGUCAGGAGCACCAGCCUAGGAAUGUUGUCUUGUAACGAGACGGAGCUACGAAGGACCAGCCUGUUGCCUCUCCAUACGAUACUCAGGAGGAGCAGCAUCAGACCGGGAUUCAGCAUCCCCAAGGUGAGGGUGUCCAAGGCCCCCACACCCACUUAUGAGCCUGAAAAGAUCCACAGGAAGAGCAGUGCCAAAGAUGGAGGCAGGCAACUGCUUCAGAUCCCAAAGUGGAGAUAUAAGGAGCUCAAAGAGGAGAGGAGGAAAGCCGAGGAGGCUGAAAGGAGGAGGCUCGAGGCAUCAACCAAGUCACACCUCACUGUCGGGAUGAGGGAGUAGUCUUUUUUUUUUUUUUUUUUUUUUAGCACACACACAAAAGUUAGACAUUAUUUGACUCAGGGUGACAAGACUUACCAGCAGUAUUCCUCAAACUCUUUUUGUGUGUAUGAUUAAAUGAACUUGGAGCAGAUGCAAAGACGUCGCCAGCUUUCAAUGUUCUCAGUAUCUUUUGCGAAGUCUCAUAUGGACUACCCAGGGUUUUUGAUACUUGAAAGUGUUUUUAGCUUUAAGUUGUUUUUUAUUUAUUGUUCUUAAAAGCGAGGGCAUGGUGAUCAACUAAUUAGCACGUCUGCCUCAAAGUUCUGAGGACCGGGGUUCAAAUCCCGGCCCUGCCCGCGUGUGGAGUUUGCAUGUUUCUCCCCGUGACUGUGUGAGUUUUCUCUGAGUACUCCAGUUUGCUCUUAGAUCCAAAAAAACACACAUCGUAUGUUGAGCGAAGACUAAAUUGCCCGUAGGUGUGACUGAGAGUACUAAUAUUUGUUUUUAUUAUAUGUCUCUCGCCCCAAAAUACCUGGGAUAGGCUCCAGGAUGAAGCCGGGAUGAAUGAAUGAAUGUUCUUCGCAGCCCUACUGGCCCGACCGAUACAAUUUUUCAAUUUUUCACACUGUAUCGGAAAGGUGGGAAAACAUUAAUAAGGUGUUUUGAAGCAUAACAAAAACAGUCAUGUGGAAAUCUAAUCACAUCACUUUUUCACGAGACUAUUCUCCAGCAAUACACUACCUACUGGUGUCAAAUAUUGUUGCAAAUAAAUUGCACAUAA